CAAAAUAAUAAAAUAUAACACCCUUAAUUACAACAAUAAGAUUUUGAUAUAAAUCUGAGACUCCUUAUAAUUUAAUACAAUAGGUGGGAGAGUGAAAAGAACAAUCAAAUUGACAGCCAACUUGGAAUUAUAAAAUUGAUGAAAUCGAAAAAUAACCUUGGGUGCAUUAGACGCAAUCCAAUUAUAUGAAAAACCUGUGUUCUGAUUGGCUUGAAUUGGACACAUCUUGUCUACUUGUAGCUGUGCCUAUCCAGUAUACUGUAGCAGAGAUUCAUCAGUUUUGUAAACACUAUAAUCAUUGUCAAAGCGAUAUCAAUUAUUUCUUCCUGCUCUUGGAGAACAUUGAUUUCCUUUAAACCAUUAAUAGCCUAUAUUGAAGAAUAAAUGAUAAAAUAAAUAGUUUUGAAAUCAGGGCUUUUCUAGCAGGAAACCACUAUGGCAACCUUCGGAAGUUCGCAAAAACUAUUCAUCAUUUUGGUUUAUUUCAAAACGUUUGAAUUUGGAUAUGGGGCAUGUGACGUUGAUUUGAAAUCUGUAGCAUAUGAUGACCCUGUAGUGUCUGACCCUGGUGUGUCGAGUUACAUCAAAAUAGAUGGCAAGACGCUGGUAGAUGUACCAACAACAUCUAGAGGAAUCUUCUUUGUGACAGUGGAUAUGUGUCAAAAAACAUGUGUUCGAAAACAAGUAAUAUCCUUUGAUUUACUCGAUGAGGCUUCUUCUUUGAAGUGUAAGGAUUUUGUCAGUCAGCAAACUAAUGGCAUGGUUGUAAUGGGUAUUGUGUCUGGUGACGUUAUCGGUGGAGGUGUUAGCCCUGCUUCGAACUGCCUCGAUGAAUUGAUCAUGUGGGGUAUUGAUAUAUCAAUGUACACAUAUAGAUCCUCGAAUAUAUUCAUAACCACUGUUGGGUUUCCUCUUGCAACUAUGAUGACGUCAUCUCCAAGUUCUCUUGGCCCCACGCAAUUAGCCACAAUAUAUGAAAUUCCAUCAACUGAUAUGGUAGACCUCGGAAGUGUAUGUGUGCCUAAUGAAAACGAUGCCAUUUACUCCAAUAUUCUUACAUAUGAAGAGUGCAAACAAUUGUGUUUGGAUGAAACAUCUUUUCUAUGCUGGUCUGUUGAGUGGCAACCAAACAAGAAUUGCCAGCUAUCAAAGAAAUAUUCUGGCAAUUUUAACCUUGCGAUUCCAUGUCAUGUUGAUUUACUAUUUUCGGAAAGGAUUCCUUUACAGGCAACCUGCAAACCAUUCUUUUUCAUCGAAACUAUGGCGAUGGCUCAUCCUGGAUCAAAAACAUUGGAAACGGUCUCAUUUUACUACAAAAGCAGCUAUACAGCCUGUGCGAGAUUGUGUGCAAAAAAUGAUGAAUGCUUUGCAUUUUAUUUGGAUGACAACGCUGGUGACUGUGAAACAAUAGACACAAACAAUCCUGCAGUUGUUAAACAAGGAUGGAAACUAUUUGUAAAAUAUUGAAAGAAUAUCAUAAAAUAAAUCAGAACUGUUUAUGCCACUUUUUCCAUAUGUUUGUAACGUUAA
Molecule: messenger RNA, 1530 nt
Organism: Owenia fusiformis
Lineage: Eukaryota; Metazoa; Annelida; Polychaeta; Sabellida; Oweniidae
Source: the annotation of a GenBank genome assembly